UGUCCAGUCUCUACCUACGCCAAAAUUGUCGCUGCCUCGAUACCCAUACGCCCUAUAGCUUGAUACACACAUUAAUUCUUGACUUGAUUUACAGAGGACACUACGGCCAAUUAAUCCUGCUGGACCAAUUCGUUGAUUAUCUGCAAUCCAAACAACCAACCCUAUCCACACGCAAUGACUCUCAAACGAAAGCGUUCCUCAUGCUCUCUCUCUUCUCCCAUCUCGACCAGCAGUGCCAGCAGCAUUGGUAGCAUAGACGGACUAUUCGGAUUCCGGCAAUCAUCACACAGUCCCGUCCCGGGCCCUACGCCUGCAUUUGCACCAAUUCCUUUUCCUCAGCUGGUGGUACCUGCACCUAAUACAAUCAUAGCAAAUCCCAGCAGCCGCCCAUUUCCCUUUUUUGCCGCCGGUGGUGGUGGUGCUGCUGCUGCAACAGACGGUUUGCGUAUGAAUUAUGCAAUGGAUUAUUCGGGUGCGCGAGAUCUGAAUAGUCGAACACGCAAGCGGUUUCGGGAUAAUCGUCCCCACGAGAAUGUGGUUCAUGAAAACACUCUACAAAAGCUCUUCGCCGCCCAACAACACCAACCACCCCAUCAUCAUCAUCAUCAUCAUACCGCCGAGCAUCAGAUGCCUCCAGAAUCAUCGAUACCGCAGCCGCAGCCAUGUCAGUCGUCGCACAACCAGCAUGUAGUAGGCAGGCGGAAAUCUCCACUACAGUCCUCUCUUCACGCAUUCUGGUCGUUGCCGCAAGCGAGGACCACAUCCUCGAUGGUGGAAAACCCAUUCCGUGGUCCUGCUGCUGGAUUCAUCAGAGAUUUGGACACAUCGAGGUGCGAGGAUUGCGAUGCAGAGCUGUCGCAUGUUGCCGGAGAUAUGGAGUACAUGGAAAUGAUGGAUACCGGUGCAAGUGGGUAUAAUUCCGAUGACCUUCGAUGUCGAGCGUGUGGGAAGCUCGUUUGUGGAACAUGUGCGGUUCUUGCGGAUGUGCGCGUUUGUUUGCAAUGUGCCAUGUCUGGAUAAGUGGUUGUGUGGUUUAGCGGUUUGGGCAGAGAUAUGCUGUUGUGUGUUAUCGGAACAGUCUGGCCUUGGACGUUGGCCAUUCGGGAUUGAAAAUUGUUAUUUUAGCGUGGCGUUUUUGGGCAUUGGCGAUACGGAGGUCACUUGAUGGGAUUUUAUCACUAGACUGGAUAUAAGAAGACAUUUUGCAUUCAGUUUAACAUUUUGCAUUCAAUUCUUGCUGUUGAGCUUCAGCGACUAAAUAACUGCGUGAGGGGUAUUCAUAAGUAACGGCGCCUGGAUUUAUGCAAAGAGAAUCCUUUGAAAAUAAAUAACCAUG
Xylona heveae TC161 is the source of this 1336-nucleotide messenger RNA. RefSeq lists its product as hypothetical. The transcript is spliced from 2 exons. The record is from RefSeq and is a predicted model, not a curated record. Lineage: Eukaryota; Fungi; Ascomycota; Xylonomycetes; Xylonales; Xylonaceae. Bases 175 to 1020 code for a protein of 281 amino acids.